Molecule: messenger RNA, 2146 nt
Organism: Patella vulgata (common limpet)
Lineage: Eukaryota; Metazoa; Mollusca; Gastropoda; Patellidae
Exons: 16
Coding region: 119-1597 (492 amino acids)
Cellular component (GO): cytosol
Molecular function (GO): mRNA binding
Source: RefSeq, a predicted model, not a curated record
CACGAGGUUCGGAAUUCCUGUUUUCCUGAAACAAAAUAGAAUAAUGUCCGAUGCAAACUUAUGAAUUACCGAAUAUUAUUGAAAGAGGUGUAAAUAUUGUAUAUAAAAAGUUGACAGCAUGGAGCACUGGAAUCCAUUGAAAGAUGAUUAUAAUGAUUCAGAAUUUAAUUCUUACAAUAAAGGACCAGGACGGAAUUUACCUAAAAGUGAUGGUGUGAAAAGUGGUGUUCAGUUAUAUGUUACAGGAAUACCAGUCAACCUUAGACAGGAUGGUUUACGGAAUUUAUUUUGUCAAGCUGGUAGAGUAACCCAUGUUAAAAUUUUACCAACAAAGAUACCAGGGUCACUUGAUACGUUUGGGUUUGUUACUAUGGCCAGUGUUAAAGAAGCAACAGAAGCUUUGACAAGAUUUCAUGGUUUUCAGAUUGACAGAUUCAGAUUAAAAGUUCAACCAUGUCAGACACCUGAAGAACAAAACAGAAGGAAACGCAUUAAAGAACAAGAUGAAGCUUUCCUCAGUACGUUGAAUUGUGGUAAAAUAAAUUCACCUGCUGCAAACAAAGAUUCCGAUGACACUGACGACGAUCUUCAGACAAAAAAACCAAGUAUGAAUGGAGUUCAUAAAGAUGAACAGUUAACAGAGAAACUGGGUAAAGGAAGAGGUCGAGGAUCUAUUGUAAACAGUCAAGAUAUAUCAGUAUUAGAUCAAUCUAUAGUAAGUCAUGGUCCAUCAAGUAUUGGUAUGAAUUCUAGUAUUGAUAGUUUAGUUGAUUUAACUAUAACAGUUGGUAACCAACAGAGACAAGUCUGUGUCGACCCUGAUACAGUGAGAAGAGGUUCGGUUGAUGCUGGUCGAUCGUCCAGGAUGAGUUAUGCAGGUUCUGAAUGCAGUUAUUCUGGUCAUGGUGUGCAAACCAAUGUAUUUCGAGGGCGUGGUUAUAACAGAUACAAUUCAAGUCCUACGUUUGUACCAGGUCCCUCUGGAGAUAGACUUCAUCAUACGAUGCCACAAACACCAAAAUCUGGUAAAGAAUGUCUUUAUUGUAGAAAGAAAGCCGUUAAGCUGUGUACAAGAUGUAAGAUGCCAUAUUGCAGUGCAGCUUGUCAAGCAGCCGAUUGGCCGAAACAUAAAACCAGUUGCUCUAAAAUAAGCACGAUGCCAAAAGAAAUAGAUGUUGAAGAUUUCGAGGUUUCAAUUGGUGAAGAUAUUGUAGAGUAUUUUCCACCCAAAGAUCGUGUAGCAAUUCAACAAGAAUAUGGGGAUAAAAUAAAAACAGCAUAUAAAAAAGACCAGCAGGUGCUUGAAACGACAGAACCUAUCAAACCGUUGAAGCAUUCCUCUCCUAAAAAAAAUCAAAGCAAAAAGUCAAACAGUCCCAGAAAACCGUCCGGACCAGGUUUUGAAGCACCACUGCUCAGCGACUUACCUAAACUUGAUCUAGAAUUAAAUAAAGAUAUUUCGACAAUGGUAACACACCUAGAUUCACCGGAUUCAUUUUUUGUGUGUUUGAUUGAAGAUCUGGAAAAAUCUUUCAGUGUUGGCGAGAACCUUGUAAGUUUUUAUUUAACAUUUAUUAAAAUAGCUAGAGGAUCUUAAACCUGCUAUCAAUGUUGGGGAGUUGAAUGGCCGAAUGGUUAGCACGUGCACGUUGUAUCAUAAUGUCCAUUGGCGUGGUUUCGAUUCACAGGUUGUAAAUUACAAACAGUAGGGUUGCCUGUCCAACCUCGUGGGUUUUCUCCAGGUCCUCGGGUUUCCUCCCACUGCUAAAGACCCCUACGCGCAUGAAAAUUAUUUAAAUGAAAUUGAACCAUAUAUUAAUCCCGAUGUUACCUAGUUUGUGUUGGGUGUUCUUUAUCGAUAUCUUUGAGCCACGGUGGAUCAGUGAGUAAGACUGGCUCACUAAGCAGGACCCGGGUUCAGGGCCGAUGUUGGUUGUAAAAGUUCCCUAGGAUUUUCCUGUGCAGUUCCCCUUGUCUAUGUGCUGGAAAGAGGAUCUGACAAGUAAAGUGUCUUGUCAUUCGGAUGGGACAAAAACAAGGUCCUGUGUAUACAUUGUCAUACACAUAAAGGUCCCAUGACACUUGGAAUUCGAAAUAAGAGCAGGCUGUUGCAUCAAUCUCAGCACGAAAUUUCCCUUCAUUAGCC